Ylistrum balloti is the source of this 2090-nucleotide messenger RNA. Its product is annotated as sorting and assembly machinery component 50 homolog. The record is from RefSeq and is a predicted model, not a curated record. The coding region runs from base 68 to 1450 and encodes 460 amino acids. Gene Ontology annotation, biological process: mitochondrial respiratory chain complex assembly; protein insertion into mitochondrial outer membrane. The transcript is spliced from 14 exons. Gene Ontology annotation, cellular component: outer membrane; SAM complex. Lineage: Eukaryota; Metazoa; Mollusca; Bivalvia; Pectinida; Pectinidae.
UCCACAGCUGACCUUCACUUCCUGCAAUGUUGUGUGAUUGACUUUCUGUUUGCCGGUCUCACACACGAUGGGCACCGUACAAGCUAAAGAAAUGGAAGGCCACACACAAAUUGAUGAUUCAGCUCCGCGGACAAGAAGAUCAGUAGACUUUAGGCGACCUGCCAAAGUACGGAGAGUUUUGAUUGAAGGGCUAGUGAGAACAAAAGAGGACUUUCUUCUUCCAAAGAUCAGAGAUGCAUUUUCUGCUGAAAAUUUUGAACAGGUAGUGAGACAAUGUGUUGUAUCCAAGGCUAAUCUCCAGGAACUGGGUAUCUUCAAAACUGUGAAAAUAACAGUAGACACAUGUCAAGCCCCUGGUGCUUCUCAAACAGAUUAUGAUGUCAAGUUUAUAGUGGAGGAGAAACGAGUUGAGGGUGGCGUGCACACAUCUGCAGGAAACAAUGACAUAGAGUCGUCCUUGACGCUGGGUUUGAAUAAUUUGUUUGGGAGAGCUGAGAAAUUGGCUGCUAGAUAUGCCCACACAAGAAACUUCCGAAGUAGGAAGAACAACCAGGCUCACAUACAGUUCACUAAGCCACUCAAUGGAAACCCCAAAGUCAGAUUGGCCUUGGGAGGGUACAGCACCAAUACAGAUGUCCUACUUAGUGGUUACAAAGAGGCCAGUAAAGGAUUGUUGGCAGCAUUCACUUUCCCAUCCACACUGGGGACCCACACUGUACAAUGGGAUGGGGUGUGGAGGGAUCUCAGAGCCUUAUCUAGGACCACACCCUUCGCUGUCAGAGAGCAGGCAGGCCAUACCCUCAAGUCAAGUGUACAGCACACAGUCACCACUGACACAAGGGAUGAUAAGAUACUUCCCCAUGCUGGAUUCUUGUUAAGAGCUGCUCAGGAAUAUGCUGGUCUAGGAGGAAAUGUAGAGUUUGUCAAAUUAAAUACAGAAUUUCAAGUCAAUAAAGAAAUCUUACCAUACAUAGUUGUCCAGUUGUCUGCAGCAUGUGGUACCAUGUGGGGAGUUGGCAACAACAAGAAAAUAGCUAUCAAUGACAAAUUUUUCCUGGGAGGUCCACUUACCCUGAGAGGCUUUCAUGACAGAGGAGUCGGGCCACAUGUGGAAGGAAACGCUCUAGGAACAGAUGCUUACUGGCUUUGUGCUGCCCACAUCUACACACCUCUGCCGUUCAGACCAGGCCUAGGAGGGUUUGGGGACUUAUUCAGAUCUCAUGCUUUUGUUAAUGUAGGAAAUGUUGGCAGUGUUGAAUUAGAUAAAUCUUUAAAAGAAAACAUCGAACAGUUAUCUAAUGAGUUCCGGCUAGCAUAUGGUGCAGGACUCGUCCUCAAGCUUGGCAACAUUGCACGGAUGGAACUGAACUACGUUGUCCCUGUACGGGUCAUGAAUGGAGACUGUGUGAAUCCUGGGAUACAGUUUGGUGUUGGGAUGACCUUCCUCUGAUUCAUCGAUGUCAUUUUAGUGAGCACAAUAAGAAUAUUAGUGUGAAUUGCUGCAUGUGGACACUAUAAAUUGCAUUGUCAACCAGAGAAAUUCCCAGAGCGUCAUUGUGAUAAACGCCCACUGAAGUCUAGUAACUACUAUUAAUCAUAAUCUCUUGAGACCUGGAAUAUGCAGUAAACUUUCACAGUCUAAAGAACAUAAGGUCCAGACUGAGUUUGUCAAGUUUCAAGAUCUGGCUCAGAGGAACUCUUCAAUGUGUCAGUAUGGAAAUUUAACAAGUCAGUAUUAAAGUGUACUGUGUUGAAUUGUACGACACUCUGGUUUGACAAUAAAGUUUUGACAAAUUUCUGCUUCUCUGUGUAAUGUGAGUGGAAAUAUGAUCAGUGGAAUUUUUAAAAUGAUGGCUUUUUUGACAGAGUAUACAAGAUUAUUGUUACUAAAUUGACAGGAUGCCGAACAGAAAAUAUAAAAGAAGCAAGAAGAUUUUGCAACAAAAAUAAUUCAGUGGUGAAAAUAUCAGAUUUACAUUUGAUUAAAACAUUUCAGUAACACUUGUUUUGUGAGAGAAUGGUAUUUGACUCAUUUUGCUGUUGAAUAUAACCCUCCAUUGUAACAGUAAAGAUUAAACACCAUGAUCAUA